This is a messenger RNA of Harpia harpyja (harpy eagle), 8004 nucleotides long. It is a transcript of the gene HIPK3, whose product is annotated as homeodomain interacting protein kinase 3. Gene Ontology annotation, biological process: peptidyl-serine phosphorylation; peptidyl-threonine phosphorylation. The record is from RefSeq and is a predicted model, not a curated record. The transcript is spliced from 17 exons. Lineage: Eukaryota; Metazoa; Chordata; Aves; Accipitriformes; Accipitridae. Gene Ontology annotation, cellular component: cytoplasm; PML body; nucleus. Bases 862 to 4443 code for a protein of 1193 amino acids. Gene Ontology annotation, molecular function: protein tyrosine kinase activity; protein serine/threonine kinase activity; ATP binding.
GGCGUCGUCGGCCCGGCACCCGCGGCGGGGCCCGGCCCGGCCUGGCCUUGCUCCCCGGUGUUGUGGGCGGCAGGCCUGCCUCCCGCCGCGUAGGGGCAGGGUGAAGCGCUGGGGCCCGCCCCGGAGCCGCGAGCGAGGCGCUCCCUGAAGGGCGGCCAAGUAGAGCCCUCGGGGCCGCGGUAGCCGUAGUCAUGGUGCUCGUAAGGGUCGCAGUGUGGGCCUUCUCUCCCAUCGCUCGGUCCCCGUUUCCUGGCGGACAGCUUAUUGUUGAAACUCUGAAGGACAGUGGGCAGAAACUAGGAGGUUUUGGUGACCCGUAGCCCUGGCCCUGCGGGCUCGUCGUGGCGUAUUUCCUUAACGAAGUGUUGCCUCUUGAACAGUCACUUCUUUGCAGCAAGCCGACACUCUGCCCUUGGUGAGGAAGCGUCAGCAAUGUCUGCUAGCAGCAGACCCAUCCCUUCCACCUCACAAGAGUUCUUGUUAAUCAAGGAGGCAAGCUCACAAGACAGGCUAAGAGGUCAUUGUCUCAAAAGACCUCAAGGACACAGGAGGCAGCUCCCCCUAAAUCUGCUUAACUUUGUUUACAAAGUAAUCGCCAGUCCGUUCGUGAGAGAAGGGCUUUGAACCAGCCACUGCAGAGAAACUGCUAUAUGAAACAAAUUCAUUAAAGGAGGCUUGACAGAUACCAAGGUGAAAGCUGACUUAGCUGCCUUCACAACAGCAGUGUAAGUGAGAGUCUCUAAUGUAAUUUAAAUCUUUGGAAGAUAUUUUUAACUGGUAUUUCAUUAAUGACAUCUCAUGGGGGGAAAAUAAGGAAGACUUCAAGAUAUCUGCUUUUAAAAAGUAGGAGAACAUACGGGUAUGGCCUCACAAGUCUUGGUCUAUCCACCAUAUGUUUAUCAAACCCAGUCAAGUGCCUUUUGUAGUGUGAAGAAACUCAAACUAGAACCAAGCAGUUGUGUGUUCCACGAAAAAACCUACCCGCAAAUCUAUGUGAAUGGUAAAAACUUUGGAAUUUCUCCCCACAGAGUUAGUACUUUCUUUCAGACUAAAAACCCAUUUGACAGACCUCGAGGACAGAACUUUUUGUUGCAGUCAAAUGCUGUUGCUUUAAGAAAUAUUGCAGGUGCUACAAAAGUGUUAGCAGCGCGGGCGCAGCAAGCUCAGUUAGAGGCACCUCGGACUGGGACGCAAGGAAGCCGAUCAGAUAUCCUGGAAGGACCCCAGCGAUGUGGAUUGAAGCGUAAGAGCGAAGAGCUGGAUAAUCAAAACAGCACGAUGCAGAUUGUUGAUGAACUGUCCAUUCUGCCUGCAAUGUUGCAAACCAACGUAGGAAACCCAGUGACGGUUGUGACAACGGCUGCAACUUCGAAACAAAGUAGUACAAGUGGAGAUGGAGAUUACCAGUUAGUACAGCAUGAGGUAUUGUGCUCUGUGAAAAACACUUACGAGGUUCUUGAUUUCCUUGGGCGAGGGACCUUUGGACAAGUAGUGAAGUGCUGGAAAAGGGGGACAAAUGAGAUUGUGGCAAUCAAAAUUUUGAAGAAUCAUCCUUCGUAUGCACGCCAAGGACAAAUAGAAGUGAGCAUAUUAGCGAGACUGAGUACUGAAAAUGCUGAUGAAUUUAACUUUGUGAGAGCCUAUGAAUGCUUCCAGCAUCGUAACCAUACUUGUCUGGUUUUUGAGAUGUUGGAACAGAAUUUAUAUGACUUCCUGAAACAAAACAAAUUCAGCCCUCUGCAACUGAAAGUAAUUCGGCCUAUUCUGCAACAGGUGGCCACUGCACUGAAAAAACUAAAAAGUCUGGGUUUAAUCCAUGCUGACCUCAAACCAGAGAACAUUAUGUUGGUGGAUCCUGUUCGGCAGCCUUACCGGGUUAAAGUAAUAGAUUUUGGGUCUGCCAGCCAUGUAUCAAAGACUAUUUGUUCAACCUAUUUACAAUCUCGGUAUUACAGAGCACCAGAGAUCAUACUGGGAUUGCCGUUUUGUGAAGCCAUAGACAUGUGGUCGUUAGGGUGUGUGAUUGCAGAGCUGUUUCUUGGAUGGCCACUGUACCCAGGAGCACUGGAAUAUGACCAGAUUCGUUAUAUUUCACAGACUCAAGGUUUGCCAGGAGAGCAGUUGUUAAGCAUGGGAACGAAAACUGCAAGAUUUUUCUGUAGAGAAACGGAUGCACCAUAUUCUAGUUGGAGAUUAAAGACAUUGGAAGAGCACGAGGCAGAGACAGGUAUGAAGUCUAAAGAGGCCAGAAAGUAUAUUUUCAACAGUUUGGAUGAUAUAGUGCACGUGAACAUGGUGAUGGAUUUGGAAGGAAGUGACCUGUUGGCAGAGAAGGCAGAUAGGAGGGAAUUUGUCAGUCUGUUGAAGAAAAUGUUGCUUAUCGACGCUGAUUUAAGAAUCACUCCAGCUGAGACCCUGAACCAUUCUUUUGUUACCAUGAAGCACCUCCUUGAUUUUCCUCAUAGCAACCAAGUGAAGUCCUGUUUUCAUAUCAUGGAUAUUUGCAAAUGCAGAUCAAAUUUGUAUGACUUAAGUAAUCGCAAUAAAACAUCACUUAUGAGACCAGUUGCCUCAGGCAGUGCGGCUAAUCUGACUGCGAGCUUUACCAAAAUUGGUCCAGUAAGAAGUCAGGCAUUAACUGCAUCUGCCCAUUCAAUUUUGCACCAAGGGAUACCACUGCAGGCAGGAACUGCUCAGUUUGGUUGCAGUGAUGUUUUCCAACAGGCAUUGAUUAUAUGUCCACCAACUAUUCAAGGAAUUCCUACAAACCAUAGUAAACCCACCAGUUUCUCCCUGAGGGUGGAUAAUGCUGUUCCAUUGGUGACCCAAGCCCACACAAUUCAGCCGCUACAGAUUCGAGCAGGAAUCCUUUCUCAGACAUGGUCAAAUCAGACCCAGCAAAUACUGGUUCCUGCAUGGCAGCAAGUAGCACCAGUGGCAGCUCCUGCUACAUCUCUGGCCUCUGAUCCUGUGGCUGGCCCACAGAGGCUUGGAGACUGGGGGAAGAUGAUUACCCAGGGCACCCAUUACAAUUCAAUGAUACCACAGCCUCUUUUAACACAUCAGAUAACCUUGUCUGCCCCUCAGCCAAUUAGUGUGGGCAUCGCGCAUGUUGUCUGGCCUCAGCCUGCAGCUACCAAGAGGAACAAACUGUGUCAGAACAGGAGCAAUGUGUUACAAAAUACCAAUAUCCAAAAUUCAGCCUUUAUAUCUCCAAAGAUACUUAACCUGAAGGCUGUAAAGAGAAUAAGUUGUAUAGAAGCACAGGACAAUCAUAACUCAGAAGGACAGGAAAGUAACUGUUGUGAAGCAUCGGUCAGGCUGGACCCUGAUUCAUCUCUUUCAACCAAACAGCGCCAGGCUAUCUUCAUUGCCGGUUCCCCCAGCCCAGCAGUCAGUGUCAUCACCAUCAGCAGUGACACAGAUGAAGAUGACCUAGGACGAACGCACUCACUGAGAGAGUGUAAAGGUAGCCUUGACUGUGAAGCCUGCCAGAACACCCUGAACAUUGACCGCGUGUGUUCUCUCAGCAGUCCUGAUAGCACUCUGAGUACUAGCUCCUCGGGACAGUCUAGUCCAUCUCCUUGCAAGAGAUCCAACAGUAUGUCAGAUGACGAACAGGAAAGUGGAUGUGAUACGGUGGAUGGUUCUCCAACUUCAGACUCUUCAGGACAUGACAGCCCAUUUGUGGAAGAUGGCUUUGUAGCUAAUACCAAUAAAAAUAAGGAAGCAAGACCAUCAGUUAAUCCUGAAACCAAAUCAGCUGUUUGCACAGUAGUGGUACCACCAAUGAGACUUGAAAACAGGUUACAUCUUGAUGAACAGAUGGUGAAUACAGAUGCUAUGUGCCAGCCACUGAAAAAGGGGCGGUCUGUCCUGGGAAGAAUAAACCAGUCUUCUAUUGUAGGAAACCGUCAGCAAAAACUGACAUCAGCAUUCCAUCAGCAACAUACAAACUUCAGUCAGGUUCAGCACUUUGGAUCUGGGCCACAGGAAUGGAACGGAAACUAUGCUCAUUGGAGGCAGCAGGCUUACAUCCCAGCCGGCGUUGCCGGUCAUGCUUUCUCCCUUCCGCAAGGAAGUCCAAAUCACACUACUGUGCACGCGCAUCUCUCUGGAAGUACCCACCUUGGAGGACAGCCUGCUAUUCUUCCAUACCCGUCGUCGGCACCCCUUAGUACUGCUGCGCCUGUUGCCCACCUCCUUGCCUCGCCAUGUACCUCAAGACCCUUGUUACAACAUCCAACGUACAAUAUAUCUCAUCCCAGUGGUAUAGUACACCAAGUUCCAGUUGGCAUAAAUCCCCGUCUCUUACCUUCCCCAACCAUUCAUCAGACUCAGUACAAACCAAUUUUCCCACCGCAUUCGUACAUUACAGCAUCACCUGCUUACACAGGAUUUCCAUUGAGCCCAACAAAACUCAGCCAGUAUCCAUUUAUGUGAGAACUCAAAUACAGUAUAUUGAGGAAGCUCAAUGAUACAGAAGUUUGAUUUAAGAAGAAACAUGGUAUUUAUUAAAUAUUAGCCAUGGCACAACAGGAAAAUUAUUUUUUUGAAUCAUGUAGACUUGGGUGCAAUUUAAACUCUGAGCUUUAAAAAAAAAAAAACAAACUCACUUUUAAUGUGUUUUGCACAUUUGGUAUAACUUGUCUUUGGUCAUGUUAUCUUCUUAUAUAGUAACUUUAGACAGGUGACUUAUGGGAGCAGAAAUCUGGUUUUGCUCCCGCUAUUUUUUAUAAAAUUGCCUUCUAACUAGUGCAAGACACGUCUACAUUUGGGAAGCCAUUCAGUGUACAGAACUAGAGCAACAGAUGCACAUGUGUCAGCAGUACAGUGUAGAAGUAACUUGUUUGUAUUGCGUAUCUUGGUGUUUAAAUGUUGAGUCACUUAUCUAAAAGUUGAGCUGUUGUUCUUCACAUUGCAUGUGUCUUUUGCAUGGGCAAAAAAAAAAGCCUAAACAUUGCUCUUAAAUGUUGUUGUCCUAAUAAUCUCAGCUGCAUUGUAAACUGUUCCCACACAUAGUGCCUUAAAUAUUUGAGGUUGUUAAUGUUAUUACUUAUAUAUAAAUGUUGAGGACUGCAGCACUUAAAAAUUCAGAUCUGCUGAUUUUUUGAUAGCGUAAUGCUCAUUUUGGGUUUUGUGUGGUAUGAUUUUAGUAUUGGGUGUGUUUUCCUUAUCGAGAAGGCAGCAUGUUUUGCUGUAGCCGAAUUUUGCUGUCUUUUUUUCCCCCAGAAUGAUCUAGCUUCAAGACAAGACUUUAGUAGUGCUUAAGAAAAGUUGAUUCAGUAGCUAUUGAGUAGUGACACACAACACAGUAUUUCAUACAGGUAAAUGGAACUGCAGUACAACCCAAGUAGUUUAUUUUAAAAGUGUUUGUCUAAUUGGAUAUAAUAAAAUGUUUAGAGGUGGGGUAGGCAUGACUGACUAGCUAAUGAAAGAAAAAGCCAAGUGCUCAUUGAUCCAUGAUGUGGUUUCAUCUUAGCUUGAGCAAACCAUGCAGUAUUUAAUAACUAGUAGCAGAGUAUUUACUAUUGAAGCUUGAAAAGAUGUGAGUUCUUUGUGUGCAAUCUUACAUUUAUGCAUGGGAGAGAUUUUAGUCUUUUUACAUUAUAGUAUUUGUUUUAGCCUGUUGCGGGUGUUUGCUUAUUUAAUACAUUCCGUCAGGGACGUAAAUUACAUGCUUUUUGCUUUUUUUUUUUUUUUUCCCUUAGGAAGUGUGUCUUUUCGUUUUUUGUUUUGUUCAAAUGAAGUUGCUUUUGCAGCACCAAAGACUUAAUCAUCCAUUUCCUAUACAAGGUAGCUACUUUUUCAUAGACCUCAAGUAUACUGUAGUGUAGAGAUGGGGUUUACAGAAGGUAUUAAGCUGAGGCUGUGUUUUAGCUUACGGGCAAGUAAUAAAUUGUAUCAUUUAUCUUGAAUGUAUCAUAGAUAAGCUGCUAUAUAAUGAUUGCCACUUCAGAUAGCUGUGAAAUUAGGUGAUUAACUAGUUCUUUCUUAGCCUUCUAAUUUCUGUACAAGUCUAAUUACAUGAAAUAGAAGCCGGGUUUUGGGUUUGGGUGUUUUUUUGUUUGUGUUUUUUCUUUUUUUUUUUAAAUUUUGUUUUCAUGUUUGAAGUGUCGUAACUACUAUACUGUAAAUGAUGGAAGAUGAUUGCAUAUGUUUUUUUGGUGUGUGUUAUUUGCAUCAGUAUUUUAUCUCCAUUAACUUUGAGCUCAUCACUGCAUAUAAGUGGAUGUAUUGAUGUAACUUAAUUUUUUUUAUGUUUUCAUAUUGGCAUUGUGUAGACACUUAAGAAGCUGCAUCUUGCAGGCUUGACUUAACUUUUUUUUAAAACAAAAUCUGGAAUACAAUCCUUGCAAUGUUGACUGGAAUAAGAGUGCAAAGCAUUUGAGUUUAACUCUGUCAAUAAGCUAAUAACUGGUAAUCUUUUUCUUUACUCCACUAACACAAGCAGUGUUUUAUUUAAUGAAUGUCUGAAUGAAAUAAAUGUGCCUACAUUUGAUUUAUUUUUUAAGUAAUAACUAAAAUAAACAGUAUUAGAUCAUAAAAAAUAAUAAAAAUACCAGCAGUACAUUUUUAAUCACACUGAAAAUUAAGAAACCUAACUUUUCCCAAAAGUUUCAGUGUUUUUAGUAAUCAACUCUAUGCAUUUUGUACAAGUGUGUGUAUAUAAAGUAUACAUUAGAAACUAGGAGUAUCCUGAUGAAUUUGAAAUCUUAUCAACACAUAUAUAAAGCCUAAAUAUAGGGAGUCAAGAAAAUGCUCAAAUUGGAUAUCCACCUUACCACUUCAAACUUGUGCUAUAUGGUCCAGCAGAUAGUUUUGUGUUCACUCCCUUGUGUUGGGAAGCGAUGUUUUUUUGGUGCUUACUCCAUUGCAGGCAAUGGACACACCAAGAAUCACCAAUGCAAAUGGAGUAGAUGAAUUUUGUAUUGUGAUAACAAAAAAAUACUGCAUCUUUUUUUCUGGGGCCAUGGGGAUCUUCAUUGGUCUAAUGUAUUUACUGUACUUUAUUUUUACUGUGCUUAAGGUUUUAAGCUAACGUGCUUGUUAAAUUGACACAAUUAGCUGUAUAUCACAACAGUAUCCUAUCGUACGCAGGAAAAAGUUGCUGUAAAUGCGCCCCGAAUUAGAUCUGCUGCUCUUUCUGUGUAUUGUAAUUUUAGAAAUGUCUGCAUUUCAAAGAACGAAAUAUUUGAGAUCCUGCCACAGCUUAAAUUCAAUAUACCGGGUGACUUUUUCCCCCAUCCUGCAAUACACCCGGAGAGAACGGACUCUUGUCACUGCAAGUGUCCGGGGCCCAUCUGCAGAAAAAAAAAAAGCUUUCAGGGCGAGGACCUUUUCUGUGGAAAAAGUCAUCUUCUGAGAAGCAUUUAUACACGUUACCGUUUUAAUGCCUUUUUUAAAUAAAACACUGCAUGACUACGGAAUUGCAUAUCUGCAUAUUACUUUAAUUUGCAAGAUUUUAUAUGAAUUUCUUGUGUUCAGUUUUUAACUUUACUUCAGGGUGUUCUAUUGGUCAAAUAUGCUACUGUAUUAACUUUCUUGGUUUUCAUUUUUAAAUUUUCUGUUUUUACUGCUAAUUAACUUGGUUUGUGUUAAGUAAAAGUUAAAUCACACUGCAAGCUGUAGGAAGACUUGUUCUAGAAAUACCCAGUGAUAGAGACUUGAUUAAUAAGUUUGAACUGUUACUGUUUAACAAUUUGUAGACUUGUGGCUUUUUUUUGCUUUGGAUUUCUAUGCUACACUAGUUCGCCAUGUAGCAAUUGCACUGUGCAAUAUUACAAUAUGAGGACUGGGAAAAUUUUUUAUGGAUGUAAUGUCUCUUACAGUUUGCGAUAGUAUUUCUUUCUAGUUCUCAGUGAUUUAAAUGUGACCAAGCCUUCUGUACUUUGUCACAAAAAGCGGGUUUUCCAGGUGACUAUUUUGGUGAGUGUCAAAAUAAGAAUUUAUGGUGUAUUACUGUCGAGAUUCACUUUGAAUUAAAAUAUAUAUUGCAGCAGA